ACUUGACUUAGAGCCUUCUAUAGAUAUACAUAACACAUACACCCUUCAUUUGAUCGGCAAAAUUUAUCUUUCGGCAGCAUACUAAAAACUGUUGUAAAUUAACGUAUCUGUACCGUGUUCUCCUGUUGGGUUAUUGGUCCCAAGUGUAUAGACUGCCCGUUUUCCGGUUUUCCUCCAGACUGUAAAAAGAUAACCACUGAAAAGCCCAACAAAGCCGCUAAAAAAUAUCAAAAUAAUAACCCCGAGAAUUAUCAUCAGUCCCCGAGCCGCAUCAGUAAGCGCUGUCCAGUAAUUCACGCCUUUGGGAAUAUCUAUCGUGGCAGACGACGAGCAAUGGAGAAUUUGCAAUUAACGCUCGGCGAUUUGCCCCAGCAAGUAUUGGCUGCACGGCACAGCAUGAUUCUGGGCCAAAAAUUGGCUGGAGCACUUGGUGAGCCACAGCAUCACCAUCAGCAUCAUCACCAUCUGAAUCACCAACUGAACCAGCUCAAUCAGUUGAGUCACUUGAAUCAGUUCCAUCAAUUAAAUCAAUUGAAUCAAUUGAGUCAGCUACACCAACAUCUACACCAUCAGCUUAAUAUCUCUUCGGGCCUGAAUUUGAAUUUGGGUCUCGGCAAUAAGAUGCAGCACCUCAGCCACCGAAUGCAAAUGGGUCUGGGUCUUGAUGUGGAUCUGGAUCUGGGAGUAAAUUUGGACAUGAAUCCGGAGGGCAGUAUUACCAAUAGUACCAGUAGUACCAGCAGCACUAGCAGUACCAGCACGUGCAGCGAUCAGGGGCAAGGACAUGGAUCUGGCAUUGGGCUUGGUGACCCAAAGCGGACCCAAAGCCAAGUCCACUACGCCCAUGACCCUGCCCAGGAUAAUGGCGAUUCACCGAAUGUCAAGAGUUGUAAUGAAUUGAGCAGUCCUCAAAUAGAGAGCAAUAUGAAUAAGGCGGAUUUCCCAACGGUUUCCGAGUCUUCAUCAACGGAGAUGGACAAGGGGGAGAAGGAUAACGAAAGGGCGCUUAAAGAGAAGAAAGAGGUUAAAGAGGUUAUAGACAAGGAGGAUAACGAAGACGUUUUCCAGAAACUGGAGCCGUCUGCAUCUAUGUUGUUGAAGGCAGCCAACUCUAAGCUCAAUGCCAAUGCCACUGUUUACACGAUGCCUGCUAAAGUAGAGACCCUUUAUGACGGACAACACUUGCCCAAACCGAGUCCCAGUGCAACCUCGCAGGGCACUGGGGACUUUCGCCUCAAUGCCGAGGCUGCUGUAUUCAAGCCAUCUUUUUUGGGCAUUGACUCGUUGGCUUCGCCGGUGGUUUCGCAACCACUACUUCCAGUGGUUUCGCUACCACUACUUCCGGCGGUAUCGCAACAGUUGCUAUCGGCCAUUUCACAGCCUCUACUGCCGACACCGCAUUUGCUAAGCCACGAGUUGUCGGCCCAAGGUUUUCAGCCACUGCAGCGGCUCGGCACUAAGCAAAAUGCCCGCUGGCGCAAACAACCGCUUCCGGACCUGUUCAACGCUGUCAUCACACUGGUGAGGGAACUCUCGCGAUCGGUAAGCUAUCCGGAGAUCAUAAACUCCCUAGCCCAGAGACUCCAGCGACCGGCGGUGGAACUGAAGCGCCAUGUACCGCAUACGCUGCAUGCCGCCGUUAACAAUGGUUAUUUGAAAAAGGAGGGCAAUCGCUAUUCCCUGGUCUCUGAAGUGGAACAAGCUGAGAUCUGGCGGCGCAACCACGAGGCUGCCAUUCGGACUAAGGAGCUAGAGAAGGAGCCAUUAUCCUGGCGCAAGCGUUAGUGUAUGGAAACCCAAUCUGCAUGCCAGUCUUGUUACAGCACCUGCAUGUUUCAACUACGUUUACAGCCUGGCAUGUACACGCCGCAUGUCGCAUCCCGCAUCUUCACCAUCGCAUUUCGUAUUCUUCGGCUUCAUACAUUUUAUAAUUAAGCUUGCACAGCACUCGCGGCUGUGAGCAUGUAGUCCUGUGAGUUGCACAACCCAGAGCCCCGAGUCCUGUGCCGCCGACCAGCCCUGCAAAUUGGUUUUACUAUACGUGACCUAUGUCUGCGAAACAGCGAUCCGUGUGAUCCUCGAUCCGUGGCCUGUGCUUAAAGACACGUAAUCUUCGAUCCGCGAUCGACGGCUAGAAAAAUAAGUCACGGUGACAAAUGUAUAUAUAUUGUAUACAAGUCCAAUGGGGACGGUUUAGUCGAUAUGCUGCCUCCAGAGGAUAUUUCGUUGCCUGAUGUUCCCUUUUAGCGUUUAAACAAUCAAGUUUUUCUGGUUCAGCGCUUUAUUAUUGCUAGCUAUUCGGGUAAAUAAAAUUUUAGUUAUUCA
Molecule: messenger RNA, 2325 nt
Organism: Drosophila yakuba
Lineage: Eukaryota; Metazoa; Arthropoda; Insecta; Diptera; Drosophilidae
Exons: 1
Coding region: 334-1785 (483 amino acids)
Source: RefSeq, a predicted model, not a curated record